Messenger RNA from Sus scrofa (pig), 1004 nucleotides. Lineage: Eukaryota; Metazoa; Chordata; Mammalia; Artiodactyla; Suidae. The record is from RefSeq and is a predicted model, not a curated record.
AUGGUGGCCCGCGGGGGGCUGAGCCGGGCUGGGGCCGCGCUGCCUCCCGCGCUGCGCUGCACUCCGCGUUCGCCUAUUGAUCUGCUCGGCGGCAGCGGCGGCGGCGGCGGCGGCGGCGGCAAGGAGCCAGCCAGGCUCCGGGGCUGCGCCGCGCUCUGUACAGGAGGCAAGAGCCAGCAGGCCCCCUUCCUAUACCCUCCUGGCCCAGCCCCACGGUGCCCGCGCGUGCCCGUCUUUGGGGGCGCCUCUGUAGCCCUGUCUCCCCGCCGAGGCCCAUCUUCUGUCCUUCCCUUCCAGGCCCGAGUCCCCCGGCUCCAGUGCAGACCCGCGAUCCCUCCGCUUCCUGCAGACGCCGCGGCGCACGCUCCCACCGCUCCCUCCCCCCGCGCUCGGGUUACAGCAGCCGCGUGGACGCCCGAGUGCGUGGCCUGGUGUCCGCACCGGGAGGGAUAUGUAUUUGGCGAGGAAUGCAGACCUCAGUACCCAGGAAGCGCGGGCCGGUGGCCUCCAGAGCCGCCCCCGGAACAGGCUGCCGCUCCCCACCAGCUGCCGGGGCCUCGGAGCCCCUCCCUGCGUGCAGAGAAGCGACGGGAAAACUUUGGGAGAAACUUUGCCAACUUUACUCUCGUUUACCUGCAUGAGUUCACAGACCAGCGUUCUGCUUUGUUGCCAUCCACGCUGUUAGGAAAUUUCAGAUUCUUCAAGGCCAACAGGAGUUGGAAGGAGGCCUCGUUUCAUAAGCUUCCUGGUCUGCUGAUGGCUGGCACCAAGGUCAAGAUGUGAUGGUACAGAGCAGAGACCACCCUCCCCAAACCCACAGCUUGCAAAGUGAACUCCAAAGACCACGUCAGUCCAUUUAUCAAGCUAGAGUUUUGUUUUUCUAAGACAAAAUGGUAUCCUGGUCUAACACCUGCAUAUUUUGAUCAUCUUGCAUAGUUUUUUUGGUUGUUAUUUUUUGGAUUUUUUUUUUUUUUUUGCUGUUUUUUGUGUUGUUUUAAAAUUCU